GUAAGGCCUGUGGCCGGCCGGUCCGCCGCAGCCUGUCACCGUCGCCCCGGAGUGGCCGCGCCGGGGCAGAAAUGCUGCUGGUCGGCUGGUGCCUGCUUUGGCUUGGCUUAGUCCUGGCCUCGGUCUGCGCCUCCCUUGAGUCUGCGGCGCCUGGCAGCUGGACCCCAGCUCCUCUGAACGUCCUUCUAAUCAUCGUGGAUGACCUGCGCCCUUCCCUGGGCUGUUACGGGGACAAGCUCGUAAGGUCCCCAAACAUCGACCAGCUGGCAUCCCACAGCCUCCUCUUCCAGAAUGCCUUUGCCCAGCAAGCAGUGUGCGCCCCGAGCCGUGUGUCCUUCCUCACUGGGAGGAGACCAGACACCACCCGCCUGUAUGACUUCAAUUCCUACUGGAGAGUACAUGCUGGAAACUUCUCUACCAUCCCCCAGUACUUCAAGGAGAACGGCUACGUGACCAUGUCGGUUGGAAAAGUCUUUCACCCUGGAAUAUCUUCCAAUUAUAGUGAUGACUCUCCGUAUAGCUGGUCUAUGCCGCCUUACCAUCCCUCCUCUGAAAAGUAUGAAAACACCAAGACAUGUAGGGGGCCGGACGGAGAGCUCCAUGCCAACCUGCUUUGCCCUGUGGAUGUGGCGGAUGUGCCAGAGGGCACCUUGCCUGACAAACAGAGCACUGAGCAAGCCAUCCGCUUGUUGGAAAAGACGAAAACCUCGGCGCGCCCUUUCUUCCUGGCUGUUGGGUAUCAUAAGCCGCACAUCCCUUUCAGAUACCCCAAGGAGUUUCAGAAGCUGUAUCCCUUGGAGAACAUCACCCUGGCUCCUGACCCCCAGGUCCCUGCUGGCCUCCCUUCCGUGGCCUACAACCCCUGGAUGGACAUCAGGCAGCGGGAGGACGUCCAGGCCUUGAACCUCAGUGUGCCCUAUGGCCCAAUUCCUGUGGAUUUUCAGCGGAAAAUCCGCCAGAGCUACUUUGCCUCCGUUUCGUACUUGGACACGCAGGUGGGCCACCUUUUGAGUGCUUUGGAUGAUUUCCAGCUGGCUAACAGCACCAUCGUUGCAUUUGUCUCCGAUCACGGGUGGGCCCUAGGUGAACAUGGAGAGUGGGCCAAAUACAGCAAUUUUGACGUCACUACCCGUGUGCCCUUGAUGUUCUAUGUUCCCGGGAGGACAGCUCCGCUUCCAGAGGCAGGCGAGAAGCUUUUCCCAUACAUCGACCCUUUCGAUUCCGUCUUGGAAUUGACGGAGCCAGGCCGGCAAGUCACGGACCUCGUGGAACUUCUCUCUCUCUCCCCCACGCUCUCGGGACUUGCGGGACUGCAUGUGCCACCUCGCUGUCCCAUUCCCUCAUUUCAUGUCGAGCGGUGCCGAGAAGGCCAGAGCCUUGUGAAGCAUUUCCGAUUCCAGGACCUGGAAGAGGACCCGUACUUUCGUGGUAAUCCCCGUGAGUCCAUUGCCUAUAGCCAGUACCCCCGGCCUGCAGAUUCUCCCCAGUGGAAUUCUGACAAGCCAAGCUUAAAAGAUAUAAAGGUCAUGGGCUAUUCCAUACGCACGAUAGACUAUCGGUACACUGUGUGGGUUGGCUUCAAUCCCCAUGACUUUCUGGCUAACUUUUCUGACGUCCAUGCAGGGGAACUGUAUUUUGUUGAUUCUGACCCUUUGCAGGAUCACAACAUGUAUAAUGACUCCCAGGGCAGAGACCUCCCCCGAUCACUGAUGCCUUGACUCCUGC
Messenger RNA from Odobenus rosmarus divergens (Pacific walrus), 1725 nucleotides. RefSeq names its product iduronate 2-sulfatase (gene IDS). Gene Ontology annotation, molecular function: iduronate-2-sulfatase activity. The record is from RefSeq and is a predicted model, not a curated record. NCBI's taxonomy places the organism in Eukaryota, Metazoa, Chordata, Mammalia, Carnivora, Odobenidae. The transcript has 9 exons. Bases 72 to 1718 code for a protein of 548 amino acids.